CUUCUCUUCCCUCACUUAAUUUUAUACUAUAAUUUUUACCUUUAUAAGUGAUAGAAAAUGGCAUCAGCAGCAUCAGCAGUAGUAACACUAGACCCCGUAUACGAUGAUUAUAUCAAGCAAGCAAAAAGCACUCCAUUCCCUAGUAUCAGUAAUGGAGAGAUUACUAUCCAAGAGCUGCGAGCCACUAUCGAGCAAGGCUACGUAUCGCAGCAACUUCCGGUUAUCAUCGAAGAGGACAGGACUGUAGCUUACAAAGACACCGAGCUUCGCUUGACCUUAUUUCGGCCCUUGGGAACUGAGAACGAGGUUCUUCCAUGCGGCAUCUUUUACCAUGGUGGUGGAUGGGUUUUUUGCUCCAAACGUACUCACGGUAAACCAGUACGCGACAUCUGCAUAAACAAUCACGUUGCGAUUGUGUUUGUCAACUACUCACUUGCACCUGAAGUCAAAUUUCCCGUAAUCAAUGAAGAGUGUUUCUUGGCAUUGCAAUGGGUGCUUGAAAAUGGCAAGAGUAUCAAUGUGGAUACUAGCAAGCUUGCUGUUAUUGGUGAUAGUGCUGGGGGACAUCUAGCGACUACUACUGCGUUGAUGGCUAAGGAGCACGGCCUCGACAGAGCUAUCAAGGCACAAAUUAUAAUUUACCCAGUAACCGCACCCACUCGAGAACAUUAUGAAUCCAACAAGCUAUAUGGAACUGGCUCGGAUUUCGUCACUGUCAAAAAGGACGAUGCUGCCUUUUUUGAUGAGAUUUAUAUCCCCAAUCAUGCUAAAAGUAACAAGUUGGCAUUUCCAUUAUUGGCCACGGUUGACGAGCUUCAAAAUUUGCCGCCUGCAUUGUUGGUAACUGCAGAAGCCGAUGCUCAUCGAGACGAAGGGGAAGAAUAUGCCCACAAAUUAUUGGAAGCUGGAGUUAUUACCUGCGCUGUGCGUAUCCUCGGUGCAAUCCAUGGAUUCUUUAGCUUUCCGCUUAAAAAGACACCUGCCUAUAGACAGACGCAAGCUCUUAUUACCCAGCAGCUUAAUGAGGCUUUUGGCGAAAAAGAACUAUAA
Molecule: messenger RNA, 1050 nt
Organism: Zychaea mexicana
Lineage: Eukaryota; Fungi; Mucoromycota; Mucoromycetes; Mucorales; Lichtheimiaceae
Product: alpha/beta hydrolase fold-domain-containing protein
Exons: 5
Coding region: 58-1050 (330 amino acids)
Molecular function (GO): short-chain carboxylesterase activity
Source: RefSeq, a predicted model, not a curated record